Kuraishia capsulata CBS 1993 is the source of this 597-nucleotide messenger RNA. RefSeq lists its product as uncharacterized. Gene Ontology annotation, cellular component: TRAPP complex; nucleus; cytoplasm. NCBI's taxonomy places the organism in Eukaryota, Fungi, Ascomycota, Pichiomycetes, Pichiales, Pichiaceae. The record is from RefSeq and is a predicted model, not a curated record. Bases 1 to 597 code for a protein of 198 amino acids. The transcript is spliced from 3 exons. Gene Ontology annotation, biological process: endoplasmic reticulum to Golgi vesicle-mediated transport.
AUGGCAAUACGAUUUGUCUCACUCAUAACGCGAGACAACCGCCCUCUCUACGUUCAACCGUUCUCUCAGUAUGAAGGGUUGUCCGCCGAUCAGGAAUUGGGACAAAAAUCUGAAGCAACAGCUGAAGAUCCAGAGAUAACGACGGAUAGGUCCACUGAAGGUGUCCCUGCAGAGACCACCGGAACCACAGACACCACCAAAGAACAAACCAUAUCAUUCAUCGACGAGCAAAAUGUUAACGAACUGCUCAAGUAUAACUUCCUUUCUCAUAUGUCGCUGGACAUCUUUGAAUCACCUUUUUACGAACGCGCGCCUAAAGGGGGGAACUUGCUGUUCAUACAAGAUGGGAUAUACGUGUAUGGGUUCGAGACGAAUACGGGGCUCAAAAUUGUUCUGGGGACUUCAGAGAAGGAGAUUUCUGAAGACGCAUUGGCAGAGGUUUUCAAGGAUAUACACAAAGCAUAUCUCAGACUCAUAUGCAACCCGUUCAGGUCAUCCAAGGAUAUAGUAUCGAUUGAGAAUCCCACAUUCGACAAGAGGAUAAAGGAUAUAGUGACGAAAUGGAACGGUGCCGCGGCUGAAACAAAGACGAUGUAA